CCUAUCUUGAAUCUUUGAAAGUUCAGCCUGUACUUUGUUUUUGUCACUCAUUGUCUCUUUUCAGCUUCUAUACCUAGAAAAGUUUUUUUUUUUUGCAUCUGUCUUGUAUUGCUGUUGAAGGGCUCUGGUGAUUUUGGGUUGAAGUUGUGUACUCUUUUUUCCCUGUUGUUUUACUGCUUUGAACUGUGAUGUCAUCGAGGUGUAGUGGCAUAGAUAUAUGUUUAUGAAAGGUGGUUUUCAUAUGUUGAGCUGCUGUUUACAGUGAAUCUCAUACUUACAGCUGCCCCUUUUGGAUUUCUUGGAAGGUUGAAGCUUUAUUUGUAUUUUUGGGAGCGAGUUUGUUGUCACUUUGUCUGGUAGAGAAGCUUCUUCUGGUGUUACAAUGAAGCUAUUUAGGUUUUUGAUGCUUGUGCUUUGUUUUGGUUCUGCAAUGGGUCAGCUUCCUUCCCAGGACAUUUUGGCCCUGCUUGAGUUUAGGAAGGGUAUCAACCAUGACCCAACUGGUUAUGUAUUGCAGUCAUGGAAUGAGGAAUCCAUUGAUUUCAAUGGUUGCCCUUCAUCUUGGAAUGGUAUAAUGUGCAAUGGUGGUAAUGUUGCAGCAGUUGUUCUUGACAACAUGGGUUUAUCUGCUGAUGCAGAUUUGAGUGUGUUUGCUAACCUCACAAUGCUUGUGAAACUCUCUAUGGCUAACAAUUCAAUUGCUGGACAAAUGCCAAAGAAAAUUGGUGAUUUCAAGAGUCUUGAAUAUCUGGAUAUUUCAAACAAUCUAUUCAACUCCUCUUUACCAGGAGAGAUUGGGAAAGUAGGAAGCUUAAAGAAUCUGUCACUAGCUGGUAACAACUUCUCUGGCCCAAUCCCUGAUACUAUUUCAGAGCUCAUGUCAAUUGAAUCUUUGGAUUUGAGCCACAAUUCUCUUUCUGGGCUACUUCCUUCAUCUUUGACCAAGUUAAAUAAUUUAGUAUACCUCAAUCUGUCUCUUAAUGGAUUUACAAAAAAAAUCCCAAAAGGUUUUGAGCUAAUGGCUAACCUUGAUGUUCUUGAUUUGCAUGGAAAUAUGCUUGAUGGUACUUUGGAUCCAGAGUUCUUACUACUUACUGCUGCAACUUAUGUUGACUUAAGUGGAAAUUUACUCAUGAGUUCCACUUCUGAACAUCAGAAAUUUCUACCAGGCAUAUCUGCGUCGGUCAAGUACUUGAGUCUUAGCCAUAAUCAGCUUACGGGGUCACUAGUAAGUGGCGGUGAAGCUCCUGCAUUCGGGAACUUGAAGGUUCUGGAUUUGAGCUACAAUCAGCUGUCCGGGGAAUUACCUGGCUUUAAUUUUGUGUAUGAUCUUCAGGUCCUUAAACUCAGCAACAACAGAUUUUCUGGAUUCGUUCCAAAUGAUCUUUUGAAAGGAGAUGCUUUAGUUCUCACAGAACUGGAUUUAAGUGGAAACAACCUCACAGGGUCGAUAAGCAUGAUUACAUCAACAACUCUGCGUGUUCUUAACUUAUCCUCUAAUGUUCUUUCCGGUGAACUUCCACUGGUGACAGGAAGUACUGCAGUUCUUGAUCUCUCAAAAAACCAGUUAGAGGGGAAUCUAACUAGAAUUCAGAAAUGGGGGAAUGUUGAAUUUCUUGACCUCAGCCAGAAUCAAUUGACUGGAAACAUCCCUGAGGUUACAGCUCAGUUUCUGCGAUUAAAUCGCCUAAACCUUUCUCACAAUGCUCUUACUGGAUCUCUCCCAAAAGUUAUCACACAGUUUCCCAAGAUAACAGUCCUUGAUCUUAGUUUCAACCAGCUGGAUGGACCUCUUCUCACUUCUCUGCUAACAUUACCCACUAUUGAAGAACUUCACCUACAAAACAAUGCACUUGUUGGAAAUAUUGAUUUCUCUGCCCCCUCUGCUACACCCAACCUCCGCGUUCUUGAUCUUUCUCAUAAUCAGCUUGCUGGUUCUUUUCCUGAUGGGUUUGUAUCAUUGACUGCGCUUCAAGUACUUGAUAUAGCUGGAAAUAAUUUCUAUGGAUCUCUGCCUACAUCAACUGGUCAAGUUAGUUCGCUUACUUCUCUAGACAUUUCACAGAAUCAUUUUACUGGUCCACUGCCAAAAAACCUGCCUGAUGGCCUCCAAAGCUUCAAUGCAUCGCUCAAUGACUUAUCUGGUGUUGUCCCUGAAAAUUUGAGAAAAUUUCCUUUAUCAUCUUUCUACCCUGGAAACUCUGAACUUCAAUUUCCAAAUCCUCCCUCAGGACCUGGCCAAGCUUCACCAGAAAACCAGAAAAGUCGAUCACUUAAAACUAUCAUCAAGGUGGUAAUAAUAGUUUCUUGUGUAAUUGCUCUUAUUAUUUUGGUCUUGCUAGCCAUUUUCUUUUAUUAUAUACGAGCUUCAAGGAAGCCUCAUCCUCGAGUUACUGAAAAAGAUGUUCAUCGCCAAGCCACAUCAAAUCCUUCUGGCUUUAGCAGUAGGGAGGGUACUGGUGGUGCAGUCGUUUCAGCUGAAGAUUUUAUGACUUCACGAAAAGGAUCAUCAGAAAUAAUUAGUCCAGAUGAGAAAAUGGCUGCUAUAACUGGUUUCUCCCCUUCAAAAGGUAGCCAUUUCUUUUGGUCACCAGAAUCUGGAGAUUCGUAUACUGCAGAAACCUUUGCAAGACUGGAUGUGAAGUCUCCAGAUCGUCUUGCCGGAGAGUUGUACUUCCUUGAUGAUACAAUCUCUUUUACACCUGAGGAACUUUCCAGGGCUCCGGCUGAAGUCUUAGGCAGAAGCAGCCAUGGUACAUCUUACAGGGCAACACUAGAGAAUGGGUUGCUCCUGACUGUGAAAUGGUUGAGAGAAGGAGUGGCGAAGCAGAGAAAGGAUUUUGCAAAGGAGGCUAAGAAGUUUGCCAAUAUUAGGCAUCCUAAUGUAGUAGGAUUAAGAGGUUACUACUGGGGUCCCACACAGCAUGAGAAGCUCAUUCUUUCGGAUUAUAUAUCCCCUGGAAGUCUUGCAAGUUUCCUCUAUGAUCGACCUGGUAGAAAAGGUCCACCACUAACCUGGCCCCAAAGACUCAAAAUAUCAGUUGAUGCUGCACGUGGUUUGAACUACCUCCAUUUUGAUCGUGAGGUUCCACACGGAAACCUUAAAGCAACCAACAUCUUGUUGGAUGGGUCUGACCUUAAUGCAAGGGUUGCGGAUUACUGCCUUCACCGCCUCAUGACUCAAGCUGGCACAAUAGAACAGAUUCUUGAUGCGGGAGUGUUGGGUUAUCGUGCCCCUGAGUUGGCUGCGUCAAAGAAACCACUGCCUUCCUUCAAAUCAGAUGUAUAUGCUUUUGGAGUUAUUUUGCUGGAGCUGCUAAGUGGGAAAUGUGCAGGUGAUGUUGUCUCUGGCGAAGAUGGUGGAGUAGACUUGACUGACUGGGUAAGGUUGAAGGUGGCAGAAGGUCGUAGCUCUGAUUGUUUUGAUAGUGUGUUGUCGUCUGAGAUGGGAAAUCCAGCAAUGGAGAAGCAAAUGAAGGAGGUUCUUGGUAUAGCUGUGCGAUGCAUUCGUUCUAUAUCCGAGAGACCUGGUAUCAAGACUAUAUAUGAGGACCUUUCAUCUAUAUAGUUUGUACUCAUUUUGGUUUUGGUGAACCAUACGUUUUGCUCUACUUUGGGAAUCAAAUAGCUCAUUGACUUCCCUUUUUAGUAGUAGAAUUAGAACAUUUAGUGUGUGAAUGGGGCUAGUUUUAUUGACCAUUGUUGUAAAUUGGGGCAUAUUUAAUGUGUACACAAACUUUUCUCCCCUUUUUGGCGUAUGAGCAUUCAAUGUUUGUCAUUUUCUUUGGAGUA
Molecule: messenger RNA, 3792 nt
Organism: Solanum dulcamara
Lineage: Eukaryota; Viridiplantae; Streptophyta; Magnoliopsida; Solanales; Solanaceae
Product: LRR receptor-like serine/threonine-protein kinase GHR1
Exons: 3
Coding region: 383-3568 (1061 amino acids)
Biological process (GO): protein phosphorylation
Molecular function (GO): protein binding; ATP binding; protein kinase activity
Source: RefSeq, a predicted model, not a curated record